Mytilinidion resinicola is the source of this 991-nucleotide messenger RNA. RefSeq lists its product as uncharacterized. The record is from RefSeq and is a predicted model, not a curated record. The transcript has 5 exons. Lineage: Eukaryota; Fungi; Ascomycota; Dothideomycetes; Mytilinidiales; Mytilinidiaceae. Bases 1 to 498 code for a protein of 165 amino acids.
AUGUCAGACUCACGGAAAAUCUCAUUGGCUGAAAAGGACCAAUUGAUAUCAUCUCUGCGCGCGCAUAGAAUCAAUACGCUGCUUGAACUCAGACGCAUCGAGAAGGCUUUCGCUCUACUUGGCUCGCCAGAUGUUACUGAACCCAUGACAUCUGCCUGGUCCUACUACGUCAACUCCCAUAAUUUGCUCACAGAACUGCGAGCACUUACGAAAAACUAUCCUUUCAGUGCCGAAGUUUUGGAGGAGGCAAAGCGCCGGGUGUACUCCGAUCCCAAUAGUAAUCGUAGUUGGAACUUUUGCUGGUUGGUGCUGAGCAAGGUGCAGACCGAUGGACUGAUUCCAUAUUACGCCCAAUAUCAGGCCUCACAACCCACGAUGUGGGGCAAUCGGCAACCGACCUCAGAAGGCGUUACGCAACUCACAAAUGCUUUUGUGGCGGAAUGGAACUGGGCGCUCGGACAGAUGCUCCGCAACUGGGAGCAGCCUCCUAGCAGAUAGGCGGCUUCAUUGACCUUCAAUCACGACCACCCCUGGAGAGCACGCACUUCCACCGCGCGCAUCUCUGCUCCACCCAUCUUGAUGAUGGUCACUCAGUCCUUUCCCCAUCUUCGGCCGUUUCAUUGCCGUUUAAAAAGUCUUUCUAUCGCUUCCCGCAUCUCGCGUCAAGAGCAGCAGUUCUAUUUAUUACGGCUUAGCGUUCUUCCUUCAUUUUGCAAGCGCUGCAUACGCGAUACCCCCGACCUUGCAACAUUUUCUUCGACGGUUUCUUCCUAGGAUACCAUUGGACUUUUUCGAUUUCAGGCGCUCAGUUGACACUGGCCGUUCAACUCUGCAAUGUUUCCAGUACUCCGUGUGUAGUGCUGGUCUACACUCUCGUUGCAAUUGUGGUUUCAUUUCUUUUCACAUCUAUACAGUUUGGAUCAUCCUCUAUGUAUUUUCUACCUUUUUGUUAGCCUUAGAUUUCAAUCAACAGAAACGUUCGCUCCACCCG